Capsella rubella is the source of this 939-nucleotide messenger RNA. Its product is annotated as floral homeotic protein PISTILLATA. The transcript is spliced from 6 exons. Gene Ontology annotation, biological process: positive regulation of transcription by RNA polymerase II. The record is from RefSeq and is a predicted model, not a curated record. Gene Ontology annotation, cellular component: nucleus. Lineage: Eukaryota; Viridiplantae; Streptophyta; Magnoliopsida; Brassicales; Brassicaceae. Gene Ontology annotation, molecular function: protein dimerization activity; DNA-binding transcription factor activity, RNA polymerase II-specific; RNA polymerase II cis-regulatory region sequence-specific DNA binding. The coding region runs from base 110 to 739 and encodes 209 amino acids.
UUGCUUUAAAGCCAAUGCUCCUUCCACUUCUCUUGUUCUUCAUAUAAACCACAUAUCCUCUCCUCCCCAUCUCAUAGCAAAACCCUAAAAUUGAGAAAGAGAGAGAAAGAUGGGUAGAGGGAAGAUAGAGAUAAAGAGGAUAGAGAACGCAAACAACAGGGUGGUGACGUUCUCAAAGAGGAGGAAUGGGUUGGUUAAGAAGGCAAAAGAGAUCACAGUUCUUUGCGAUGCAAAAGUUGCUCUCAUAAUCUUUGCGAGUAAUGGUAAGAUGACUGAUUACUGUUGCCCUUCCAUGGAUCUUGGUGCUAUGUUGGACCAAUAUCAGAAGUUAUCUGGCAAGAAACUAUGGGAUGCUAAGCAUGAGAACCUGAGCAUUGAGAUUGAUAGGAUCAAAAAGGAGAAUGAUAGCUUACAACUGGAGCUCAGGCAUUUGAAGGGUGAAGAUAUACAGUCUCUCAACUUGAAAAACCUGAUGGCUGUAGAGCACGCCAUUGAACACGGCCUCGACAAAGUCCGAGACCGCCAGGAGGAGGUCGUCAUGUCAAAGAGGAGAAAUGAGAAGAUGAUGGCAGAGGAGCAUCGGCAACUCAUUUUCCAGCUGCAACAACAGGAAAUGGCUAUAGCUAGCAACGCAAGAGGAAUGAUGAUGAGAGGAGACCAUGAUGGACAGUUUGGAUAUAGAGUGCAGCCAAUUCAGCCAAAUCUUCAGGAAAAGAUUAUGUCUUUGGUCAUCGAUUGAUCUACGUACCAUCGAGGUUAAAUUAUAAUCUCAUCUAUCAAUAUGGUGAUCCUUUUGAUCAGUGUAUCAUGAUGUAUCUGUGUGUUGUAUUAAUCUAGAGCCACAAAUAUACUCUCUACUGAAGGCUGAAGCUGUAUGUGUGUUGUUUCCUUAACUUUGACCUAUAUGUGAUAUGGUUGCAUGUGGUGUGUUUGCUUAAA